Molecule: messenger RNA, 2130 nt
Organism: Oncorhynchus masou masou (cherry salmon)
Lineage: Eukaryota; Metazoa; Chordata; Actinopteri; Salmoniformes; Salmonidae
Product: COP9 signalosome complex subunit 1-like
Exons: 14
Coding region: 50-1516 (488 amino acids)
Cellular component (GO): COP9 signalosome
Source: RefSeq, a predicted model, not a curated record
CUCCCAUACCCCGGAUGUGAUUAUUGUGUUUGUGUCGGCAGAGAAGGAGAUGCCUCUGCCCGUACAGGUCUUUAACUUUCAGGGGGCUGUUGAGCCGAUGCAGAUCGAUGCUGACCCCCAGGAAGACCAGCAGAAUGCUCCAGACACCAACUAUGUGGUGGAAAACCCCACACUGGACCUGGAGCAGUUUGCGUCCAGCUACAGCGGUCUGACGCGUAUUGAGAGACUGCAGUUCAUAGCACAACAUUGUCCCCAGCUCCGCGCCGAGGCCCUGAAGAUGGCCCUGUCCUUCGUCCAGAGGACCUUCAACGUAGACGUGUACGAGGAGAUCCACCGCAGACUCAACGACGCCAAGCGACAGGCGCAGGGUGUCCCUGACGCGGUGCCUGAUGGGCCGGCGGAGGCCCCUCUCCUGGACACAGCCUGGGCAGAGAGCACCAGGAAAAAGGCCCUUCUCAAACUGGAGAAGCUGGACACUGACCUCAAGAACUACAAGGGAAACUCCAUCAAAGAGAGCAUCAGGCGGGGUCAUGAUGACCUUGGGGACCACUAUUUAGACUGUGGAGAUCUCAGCAACGCCCUGAAGUGUUACAGCCGAGCCCGAGACUACUGCACUAGUGCCAAGCAUGUCAUCAACAUGUGUCUGAACGUCAUCAAGGUUAGCGUUUACCUCCAGAACUGGUCCCAUGUACUUAGCUACGUCAGCAAGGCAGAAUCCACUCCAGAGAUUGCUGAGCAACGAGGAGAGAGAGACAGUCAGAACCAAUCUGUCCUCACCAAACUAAAAUGUGCUGCGGGUUUGGCAGAGCUGGCCUCUAGAAAGUACAAACCGGCCGCUAAGUGCUUCCUCCAGGCUUCAUUUGACCACUGCGACUUCCCAGAGCUCCUGUCCCCCAGUAAUGUCGCGGUGUAUGGAGGGAUGUGUGCCCUGGCCACCUUCGACAGACAGGAACUACAGAAGAACAUCAUCUCAAGCAGCUCCUUUAAGUUGUUUUUAGAGUUGGAGCCCCAGGUGCGUGACAUAAUCUUCAAGUUUUACGAAUCAAAGUACGCAUCCUGUCUGAAACUACUGGAUGAGAUGAAGGACAACCUUCUAUUGGACCUGUACCUGGCCCCCCACGUUAGAACACUGUACACACAGAUCAGAAACAGAGCCCUUAUACAGUACUUCAGCCCGUAUGUGUCUGCAGACAUGACUAAGAUGUCCCAGUCCUUCAACACCACAGUGUUAUCUCUGGAGGAUGAACUGACCCAGCUCAUACUGGAGGGACUGAUCAACGCACGUAUAGACUCUCACAGCAAGAUCCUGUAUGCGAGGGACGUGGACCAGAGGGGCCAUACGUUUGAGAAGUCUGUCCACAUGGGCAAGGAGUUCCAGAGACGAUCCAAAGCCACGAUCCUCAGAGCUGCUGUGCUGCGCAACCAGAUACACGUCAAGUCCCCUCCUAGAGAAGGCAACCAGGGGGAGCUAUCAACAGCCAACAGCCAAACAACCAGGAUGAGCAGCACCAUGUGACAGGGACGUCCCGUCAUGACACCAUCGCUGGCUGUGUCUGGCACUCUGCUCCCUAUAUAGUGCACUACCCUAUGGGGCCCUGGUCAAAAGUAGGGCGCUAUGUAGGGAAUAGGGUGCCAUUUGGUACACAGACGAUACCUGGUGCCUCUGAAUGAACAGAGGGAGUGUGGGGUGCCUGUCCACAACAGCUCUCAGGUAGUGCCCUUCUUUUGGUCAAGUCAAAGCUACAACUGCUAAGCUGGAGUCUGGCCAAAAGUGGGGCACAUGGUGUCAUUUGAGAAGCAGCCUAUGACAACGUUAGCAAAAAAAACCACCUGCGUCCCCUCAAACGGCCCCCUGUCCCCUAUGGUGCUCUACUUUUUACCAGGGCCUACGUUUCCUGGCGGGAGAGAAGACAAGAACAAACUCAAUGUAAAUAAGAUGUCUGACACAUGAAGUUAAAAUAAAUGAACGUUUUGGAAGAGACGAGGUACUUCCAGCUGCAGCUGGCUGGUUCUUUGUAAGGAGAUGCACUUUGCUCUGUACCGGGUGACAAACACUGAUUACACAUUGGGAGGGAAAAACACAACCUCGACACAGAACAAGCUUUUAAUAAAGAUACAUACUAAAUGAGA